Messenger RNA from Talaromyces atroroseus, 900 nucleotides. RefSeq lists its product as hypothetical. Gene Ontology annotation, cellular component: endoplasmic reticulum membrane. The transcript has a single exon. The coding region runs from base 1 to 900 and encodes 299 amino acids. Lineage: Eukaryota; Fungi; Ascomycota; Eurotiomycetes; Eurotiales; Trichocomaceae. Gene Ontology annotation, biological process: regulation of store-operated calcium entry. The record is from RefSeq and is a predicted model, not a curated record.
AUGAAACCACCAUCUACCAUUUACUACUUGCCAUCUUGGCUAGCACUCUUCUCGAGUGCGUUCUCUGAAACGCCACCUGGGCCCAAUGCCAUUCGACUUUCCAAUGUCCAGACUCUCACUUUACACGCACAUCGAAUGACUUGGUACCGCCGUGUGUCACCUAUACAUCAAUUGAAAUGCGUUGGUCCGUCUUCAGUCUGCAGAUUAUAUGAGGUUGAUUCGAUGCGCUGCACAAACCAAGGCUACGACUACGACGAAGAAGACAUUCAAUGGACCUGUACUGCCUCUCUCCCACCAGAGUUCAAACUUGGUUCUACAGACGUGAUAUGCGAGGGCUACAGAGAUGCUGAAGAUAAGUGGGUGCUUAAAGGUAGCUGUGGAGUUGAAUAUCGCCUCCUGUUGACAGAAAAGGGAGAAGAACGAUAUGGACGCCGCCUUAGGUAUACUUCUAAAUCGUCGUCGACGACGGCGAGUGAAUCUGAGAACGACUGGCUUGCUACGUAUUUGUUUGCAUUUAUUUUCAUCUGUAUCGCGGUGGUCAUACUAUAUUUCGUCUGUUAUGGUGAAAAUGGUCGUGGUAAUCGUCCUGGGCAGAGAGGGAAUAACAAUCGAGGUGGAGGAGAUGACGAUGACCCACCUCCUCCAUACGAUUAUCAAUAUCAGUCCCAACGCAAACGAUCCGGGUCAGGCCCGGGAUUUUGGACAGGCGCUGCAGCUGGAUCAGCAGCCGGCUACACAAUGGGUCGCAGGCACAACCGACAACAAGCUGAGCGAGAGACAAACGCAGGGACGUCAUCCAGCUCAAGACGCUACGAUCUAGAUAGGGACGAGCCAAGACCAUCACGGAACUUCUCCCCUACAAGGGUCAACACUGGAUUUGGGUCUACAAGGCGACGAUAA